AUGUCGACCCUGAAGAGGAAGGCCGGCACGCUGUCGUCCGGAGACAGUAAGAAGCCCAAACAGGACGGCAGCAUCAUGUCCUUCUUCGGCACCGCCCCGAAACCAGUGGCGGCGGCGGCAACCGCCGCCAAGGGUUCCACCGCAGGGAGCGGUGGCAGCGCCGACGCCACCGAGACGCCGGCUCCCAAGUUCGACAAGGAGAAGUGGGUCGCCGGGCUGACGGCCGAGCAGAAGGAGCUGCUGCAGCUCGAGAUCGAGACGCUGCACGAGAGCUGGCUGGCGUACCUCAAGGACGAGAUCACGACCAAGGAGUUCCUCGACCUCAAGAGGUUCCUGAACAGAGAGACGGAUGCCGGAAGGAAGUGGUUUCCUCCCAAGGAGGACGUCUACUCCUGGUCCCGCCACACCCCCUUCAACACCGUCAAGGUCGUCGUCGUCGGCCAGGACCCCUACCACAACCACAACCAGGCCCACGGCCUCGCCUUCUCCGUCCGGCCCCCGACCCCGGCGCCGCCCUCCCUCAAGAACAUGUACAUCGCCCUCAAGAAGGACUACCCGACCUUCGCCCCGCCCCCCAAGAACGGCGGCCUCCUCACGCCCUGGGCCGACCGCGGCGUGCUCCUCCUCAACACGUGCCUGACGGUGCGCGCCCACGAGGCCAACUCGCACUCGAACCGCGGCUGGGAGCGCUUCACGCAGAAGGUCAUCGACCUCGUCGCCGCCAAGCGCACCCGCGGCGUCGUCUUCGUCGCCUGGGGCACCCCCGCCGGCAAGCGCGUCGUCAAGGUCGACCAGAAGAAGCACCUCGUCCUCAAGAGCGUCCACCCCAGCCCGCUGAGCGCGUCCAGGGGCUUCUUCGACUGCGGCCACUUCCGCAAGGCCAACGACUGGCUCGUCUCCCGGUACGGCGCUGGCGCCGAGAUCGAUUGGGACCUGAGCGGGGCGAAGAAGGUCGAGGCCGCCGUCGUCGAGACCAAGGCUGUCGUGACCGGCGAGGAUGCCAAGGAGAACGUUGAGACCAAGGCCCUGGCUGAGGUCAAGACUUUGCCGCUGGAGGAUGAGGAGGACGAAGAGGAGGAGUAA
Colletotrichum karsti is the source of this 1083-nucleotide messenger RNA. RefSeq names its product uracil-DNA glycosylase. The transcript has 2 exons. The record is from RefSeq and is a predicted model, not a curated record. Gene Ontology annotation, cellular component: nucleus; mitochondrion. Gene Ontology annotation, molecular function: uracil DNA N-glycosylase activity. NCBI's taxonomy places the organism in Eukaryota, Fungi, Ascomycota, Sordariomycetes, Glomerellales, Glomerellaceae. The coding region runs from base 1 to 1083 and encodes 360 amino acids. Gene Ontology annotation, biological process: base-excision repair; base-excision repair, AP site formation via deaminated base removal.